Molecule: messenger RNA, 909 nt
Organism: Aaosphaeria arxii CBS 175.79
Lineage: Eukaryota; Fungi; Ascomycota; Dothideomycetes; Pleosporales
Exons: 2
Coding region: 69-860 (263 amino acids)
Source: RefSeq, a predicted model, not a curated record
CUAAUCGAGUUGGGGUUCUCGGAUACAGAUUUAUACUUUACACUUCUCCACACUAAGUCGAGACGACAAUGGAGUUAGAAGGCUCAGUCCAGACAACAAUGGAGUGGAGGAUCGAUGACGAGGAAUACCUGCGCAUCCUACCCAGGUACUUCGCGAUCACAGAAGAGACGAAGAAAGCGGCAGAACGGAGCAUCAUCACAGACGAAGACCCUUCCAAGUACUUCGCCCACUUCCUGGCAUGGUUGGUCGAUCCCCUAAAGGCGACAAGGCCGAACGAAGUGCUCCUUCGCAGCAUUAGGCAUGAGAUAGAAAAGUUUGAAGACGAGUACACCAGUAUCCGUGGGCUUUCUGAUAUCGAGCUCUUCUACCAUGUCAAAGCUCUCAGAAGCCUGCACCAUGUUGGACUUCAGAUCAGAUCCGCCCCUGGAGGUACUUUCAAAGCCAUGAAGAUAGGGGUUGAAAGGGCAAGGGAUAUGGGUGGGUUUCUAACCAACUGCAUCAUCGUGGAAAAUGCAUGUAAAGCUCGACAAUACGUGGAUAUUGGGCUUCGACUUGAUGUUGAAGAUAUCGAAGGUUAUCCGAUGACCGUGGAGGAGGCCGUCAAGUACUAUUCCCCACUUUUGGGUCUCGUAGCACCGACAACAAGGAAUAAUGCAUUCAAGAGCAAUAAACUCGAGAGGCUUGACCGAGAGCUCGAUACAGAAUGGAUAUGGCUUUCUCGUCGUGAAGCUUUCAGGUCCGAAGUGUUGGAGAGAGCUCGGGGGACGGUCAUUGACAGCGUUCUAGGAGAGCUGGACACUGAACAAAGCCAGUAUUCUCGGGACGUGCUCAAGAAACGAGUCCAAAUAGCUUAUGAUUAGGGGAGGCAUGGAUAUAGAAACGUAUUGACACCACAAAGCUCCGUCAACG